AUGAGCAAUUUGGAUUAUACAAAAAAAUUGCUUGCAGAAAAAUAUGUGUAAGAUUUGAGUAAGUUCCUUGGUUCGGUAAAUAUCUAAAAAUAUCAUUUUAAAGGGAAGUUUUGCAGAUGUCCAUUAAGGAUAUAUGUAUAGAAACCAGAAUGAAUUAAUAGCAAUUAAAAGUAUUGAUAAGAGAAGAUUGGAAAAAAAAAAGAGUCUAUAGAAAAUUAUAAUUAAUUACGUAAACAGAGAGAAGCUUAAUUAAUAGUAAUUAUCAAGUCCUCAUAUUGUAAAGUAUUUAUUUUUUUAAUUUAGAAUGAUAGAUUUUAUUGAAAAUGAUGAAGCUUUCUAUUUUAUCUUAGAGUAUUGUGAUUAAGGUAAUCUACAAAAUAAAUUAAAAUCUCAUUUACCCUAAAAUGAAAUCUUUUCUAUCUUUGAAUAAAUUGUACAAGGGUAUAAAGAGAUUAGAGAUAAAAAAAUAAUUCAUAGAGAUCUAAAACCGGAAAAUAUUCUAUUUUCAAAAGGAGUUGCUAAAAUUGGAGAUUUUGGGUUUUCUAAACUAUUAGAUGAGCUUGAUCUUAGUUUGCCAUAAUCAACUCUAGGAACCCCCUUAUAUAUUGCGCCUGAAGUCACGACAGGAAAAUAUUCAUCUAAAGCAGAUGUUUGGUCUUUAGGUGUCAUCCUUUAUAGAAUGUUAUAUGGUAAAGCCCCAAUGGAAAUGAUAUAAAAUAAUAUAUCUAGAGCAUCAAAUGUUUAUUAAAUUCAUUAUCCAUAACAUAUUGAAGUUCCUCCAAAGUAUUUCAAUUUAUUAUAACAAAUGCUUACUGCGGAUCCUGAAUAAAGAAUUGGUUGGGAUCAAAUAUUUAAAGUAAUUCUUGGUAUAGGAUUAUAACUUAAGUCAUAAUAAAGCUCAUAAUUAUAAGAAAUUUAAGAAAUACUUUAAGAUUAAAAUAAUAAGGUUAAAGGCAUUUUAAACUAUUUUUUAUAUAUUUAAGAUAUCCUUAAAUUUAUUAGGUAGUUGAUGAGAGAUGUAUAAGAAAUUAAUUAAAUUAUAUAAUUAUCGCAAGAACAAUAAUUAAAUUAUUCAGUCAUUACUUAAAAGUACAUGUUAAAUGAAUUAGCUUUUUAUUUUAAUGUUCUACAAGGAUAAGUAAUAUAUAUACUAUUUAAUAUUAGAAUAUGCUCUUCAUUUAAAUUUUGCCAAAUGAUUUUUAAAUAUUUAAAAAAAGUGAAAAUUAUGAAUAAACAUUUCAGAGUUUCUAAUAAAAUUAUAGUUAUCUGAUAGAGAGUUACAAUCAAGUCAAAAUUAAAUAUGAUUAUUACUAAAAAUCUAGUCUAAGAACUUCUGAAAAUACAAAUUAUGUGUUAAAAUAAUCAUAAUUUAAAUUGCCUAAUUACUAUUCAGUACUAUAAGGUAAUUAGAACGAUUAGGCAUUUGGAGAAAUAUUUAAUUAAAUCUAUCAUAAUAUAAUUGAACACAUAAGAUCAAAAUUGAAUAUUUAGGCUAUUUAAAUCUAAUAAAAAUAAUCUUUACUUAAAGUGCUCAUUAAACUGAUAUACUGUUUGUAGCCUCUCUAAUUUAGUCAUCUCAUUUUUGAACCUUAGAAUAUUGAACAGAAGCUUCGCAAUUCAUCAGCUUUAGAACAGGAGUUUAAUAAUAUCUAUGCAAAAUACGUCAAUUUGGAAAUAUGA
Paramecium pentaurelia is the source of this 1680-nucleotide messenger RNA. The record is from the annotation of a GenBank genome assembly. NCBI's taxonomy places the organism in Eukaryota, Ciliophora, Oligohymenophorea, Peniculida, Parameciidae.